Lepidothrix coronata (blue-crowned manakin) is the source of this 2538-nucleotide messenger RNA. It is a transcript of the gene TRIM3, whose product is annotated as tripartite motif containing 3. The transcript has 12 exons. Lineage: Eukaryota; Metazoa; Chordata; Aves; Passeriformes; Pipridae. The record is from RefSeq and is a predicted model, not a curated record. Gene Ontology annotation, molecular function: translation repressor activity; zinc ion binding; ubiquitin protein ligase activity. Gene Ontology annotation, biological process: protein polyubiquitination; proteasome-mediated ubiquitin-dependent protein catabolic process; negative regulation of translation. Bases 87 to 2321 code for a protein of 744 amino acids.
CCGGGCCGGGGCCGAGGAUGCGCCGUGGGGUCCCGCGGCGUGGGCUGGAGCGAGGAGGGGGCUACGGGGGGGGCUGAGGAGCCGCCAUGGCCCGCCGCGAGCCCGCCAGCCCGGUGGUGCGGCAGAUCGACCAGCAGUUCCUGGUCUGCAGCAUCUGCCUCGACCGCUACCGCAACCCCAAGGUGCUGCCCUGCCUGCACACCUUCUGCGAGAGGUGCCUGCAGAACUACAUCCCGGCCCAGAGCCUGUCCCUGUCGUGUCCUGUGUGCCGCCAGACCUCGAUCCUGCCUGAGCGGGGGGUCCCGGCACUGCCCAACAACUUCUUCAUCACCAACCUGAUGGAGGUGCUGCAGCGGGACCCCGACCCCCACGGGGCCCCCCCUGCGCCCCUGCCCCCCCUGGGCGCCGCCACCGGGCAGCCCCUUUGCUGCCCCAACCACGAGGGAAAGGUGAUGGAGUUCUACUGCGAGACCUGUGAGACAGCCAUGUGCCGGGAGUGCACGGAGGGGGAGCGGCGGGAGCACCGGGACCACCACACGGUGCCGCUGCGGGAUGUGCUGGAGCAGCACAAGGCGGCCCUGCAGCACCAGCUCGAUGCCGUGCGGGCCAGGCUCCCGCAGCUGGCAGCGGCCGUGGGGCUGGUGGCCGAGAUCAGCCGGCAGCUGGGGCAGCGCCGGGCCGAGGCUGAGGCCGAGAUCGGGAGCAGCUUCGAGGAGCUGGAGGCGGCUCUGCGGCAGCGGCGGGAGGUGCUGCUGCGCGACCUGGAGGCCACCUGUGCUGCCAAGCAGCAGGUGCUGGAGGCGCAGCUGGAGGUGCUGCGGCAGGGCCAGGAGAGCAUCCUGAGCAGCUGCGCGUUCACGGAGCAGGCGCUGCACCACGGCUCGGCCACAGAGGUGCUGCUGGUGCAGAAGCAGAUGGGCGAGCGGCUGCGGGAGCUGGCGGCACGGCCCUUCCCUGAGCACCCGCACGAGAACGCGCAGCUCGAGUUCCGCGCUGAGCCCGAGGGGCUGCGCCGCUCCAUCCAGAACCUGGGCGCGCUGCUGACCACCAGCGCCACGGCGCACACCACGGUGGCCACGGGCGAGGGGCUGCGCCAGGCCGUGGUGGGGCAGCCCUGCUCGCUCAGCGUCACCACCAAGGACAAGGACGGGGCGCUGGUGCGCAGCGGCGGCGCCCGCCUGCGCUUCGCCGUGACGGGCCCCGACGGCGCCGCGGCCGAGGCUGAGGUGCAGGACAACCGCAACGGCACCUACGAGCUGGUGUACACGCCGCGCGCCGAGGGCGACUUCGUGCUGUCCAUCCUGCUGUACGGGCAGCCCGUGCGCGGCUCCCCCUUCCGCGCCCGUGCCCUGCGUCCCGGCGACGUGCCCCCAUCCCCUGAGGAGGCCAAGCGCCGCGUCAAGUCCCCGGGCGGGGGGCACGUGCGGCAGAAGGCCCUGCGCCGCCCCGCCAGCAUGUACGGCAGCGCCAAGCGCAAGGAGAACCCCAUCGAGGAUGAGCUCAUCUUCCGUGUCGGCAGCCGCGGCCGGGAGAAGGGCGAGUUCACAAACCUGCAGGGGAUCUCCACGUCCAGUGCCGGCCGCAUCGUUGUGGCUGACAGCAACAACCAGUGCGUGCAGGUGUUCAGUAAUGAGGGGCAGUUCCGGCUGCGUUUCGGGGUGCGGGGGCGCUCCCCGGGGCAGCUCCAGCGCCCCACGGGGGUCUCUGUGGACACCAAUGGCGACAUCAUCGUGGCCGACUACGACAACCGCUGGGUCAGCGUGUUCUCACCUGAGGGCAAGUUCAAGACGAAGCUGGGUGCAGGGCGGCUGAUGGGCCCCAAGGGUGUCGCCGUAGACCGCAAUGGGCACAUCAUCGUGGUGGACAACAAGGCCUGUUGUGUCUUCAUCUUCCAGCCCAAUGGGAAGCUGGUGGCGCGUUUCGGCUCCCGCGGCACUGCCGAGCGCCAGUUUGCAGGGCCCCACUUUGUGGCUGUCAACAACAAGAACGAGAUCGUGGUGACUGACUUCCACAACCACUCGGUGAAGGUGUACAACGCAGAGGGCGAGUUCCUGUUCAAGUUUGGGUCGCACGGGGAGGGCAACGGGCAGUUCAACGCGCCCACGGGGGUGGCUGUGGACAGCAACGGCAACAUCAUCGUGGCCGACUGGGGCAACAGCCGCAUCCAGGUGUUUGACAGCGCAGGCUCGUUCCUGUCCUACAUCAACACGGCGGCCGACCCGCUGUACGGACCGCAGGGGCUGGCGCUCACCUCCGAUGGCCACGUGGUUGUGGCUGACUCGGGCAACCACUGCUUCAAGGCCUAUCGGUACCUGCAGUGACGGCCGGACCGCGGGGAUGCCACGGCAGGGCGGGCCCACAGUGCCCCGAGGGACGGCUGCCCCCGGCCUCGCUGCCCCCACGCGCCGCCCCGGCUUCAUGUGCACUUUAUCCUGGGGGGCGGCCGGGCCUGGGGGACGAGGACGGGUCCCACGGGGCGGGGGCUGCCUGGGGGUCACGAUCUGACCCCUCCUCCUGGAGCCCCAGUGCCCUGGCUGA